Molecule: messenger RNA, 1995 nt
Organism: Aegilops tauschii subsp. strangulata
Lineage: Eukaryota; Viridiplantae; Streptophyta; Magnoliopsida; Poales; Poaceae
Product: beta-1,2-xylosyltransferase XYXT1
Molecular function (GO): glycosyltransferase activity
Source: RefSeq, a predicted model, not a curated record
CGAGCAGCAGCCCGAAGCCAAGUCCUACACCGCAACAACGCCUCCUGCCUUUCUGUCCCCGUCUCUCUUCUAUCUCCAUGUAAAGUUGUGAGCCGUCGACGAAGAAACAAGGGGCGGCGGAAGAGAAGAAGAAAGCUCGCGCGUGUCGCCGGCCUCGUGCGCCGUCGGUCGCACGAGAGGAUUGCUUGUUGUGUACACGCCAAGGUGCCGGAGGGACAGAGGAGGAGAAGAUGGGCUCCGGCGAGGGGAAGCAGGGGAAGGGGCUGGUGAAGGGCUGGGCGCAGAGGUACCUCAACCUCGGCUUCGUCGCCGGCUUCCUCAUCGUGCUCCUCACCUACAUCGUCGUCACCCAGCAGUUCGCCAUCACCUCCCCCGACGCUGCCCCCACGAUGACGCCGCACCGGAAGCAUGCGAUCAGCGCCCCCGGCGCCGGCGAGACAGGGACGCCGGAGGCUCGAGAAGAGGAGAAGGCGGAGACGAAACCUGUCGACGCUUCUUCCGGUGAUGAAACUCAAAAGGAGCCGGAGCAGCAGCAGCAACAACAACAACAGCAACAGGAUGCGGAGCCGGAAUGGAAGAAGCCGGAAGACACGGUGGCGACGGAGGAAGAGCCCCCCAAAAGAGACGACGCCGCUGCCGAACCGCUCGACAACGGCAAAGUGGUGUGUACCACGGAGGGCCCCUUCUCCGACACGUGCGACGUCUUCGGCGACGUCCGGACCAACGGCACGGCGCACACCGUAACCCUCGUUCCGGCGACCCAGACGGAGAGCCGGGAGUGGAAGAUCCAGCCAUACACCCGCCGCGGCAUGUCCGGCAUCUCGGAGGUCACGGUGACGCAGCUCGACUCAACCUCCGCGGAUUCCCCGGCGCCGGCGUGCACGGUGACGCAUCGCGUCCCGGGCAUCGUGUUUGCGCUCGGCGGCCUCACCGGCAACUACUUCCACGACUUCAGCGACGCGCUGGUGCCGCUGUUCGUGGCGUCGCGGCGGUACGGCGGCGAGGUCCAGCUCCUGGCCAGCAACAUCCAGCCGUGGUGGCUCGGCAAGUACGAGGCCGUGGUGCGGCGGCUGUCCAAGUACGACGUUGUGGACCUCGACCAUGACGAUCAGAUCCGGUGCUUUCCGAGUGUCACCGUCGGGCUACGCAUGCACAAGGAGUUCGACAUCGUGCCGGAGCUUGUCCCCGGCGGCGCCCCACUCUCCAUGGUCGACUUCACCGCCUUCCUCCGCGAGACCUACACCUUACCCCGCGCCGCGCCCAUCAGCUUGAUGAAGGACAUCAGCCCGCCGGAGGACCAGGAGAAGAGGAAACCGCGGUUGAUGCUGCUCCACCGGGGCCACUACCGGAAGUUCGUGAACGUGCCUGAGAUCGUGAAGGCGGCGGAGAAGGCCGGGUUUGAGGUGUCCAUAGCCGACCCGCGGUUCGACGUUAAGGUGGAGGAGCUGGCCCGGUCGGUGAACUCGUUCGACGUGCUGCUGGGCGUGCACGGCGCCGGCCUGACCAACGCCGUGUUCAUGCCCACGGGGGCGGUGGUCAUCCAGGUGGUGCCGUACGGGAACCUAGAGCACAUGGCGAAGGUGGACUUCGGCGACCCCGUGGCGGACAUGGGGCUCCGGUACCUCGAGUACAGCAUCACGGCGGAGGAGAGCACGCUGCUGGAGAUGCUGGGGCCGGACCACCCCGUGAUCAAGGACCCCGAGUCGGUGCACCGGAGCGGCUGGGACAAGGUCGCCGAGUACUAUCUCGGAAAGCAGGACGUGCGCGUCGACGUGGAGCGCUUCGCGCCCACGCUCGCGCUGGCCAUCGAACAUCUCCGGCAGAAGUAGGAACUGCAUCGGCCACAGAGAAUUUUUUCUUUUUGGUUGGUACAUGAAUUAGGGGCAUUUUACGGCCUCUGAAUUUGGUGGAGCAUACAUACAUAGAAGAAGCGUUGGUAUAUUGGUUGAUUUAUUUACCAUGAGUAAAGAGAAAGUUAAAGCUGUUUCAGUGCAA